AUGGCCAAUUGUCCCAUUAUUGCUGUGGUAGUUAUUGUCUUGACCGUAUUAAUCGAACCUAAGGCGGUGGUGUUUGAAUGUGGUCUGAAUUGUGUCUGUGGACCUGAUUGCGUCAACCGGACAUCACAGGGAGAGCUAAAGUACCGACUUGAGGUUUUUCGUACUCCAAAGAAAGGUUGGGCUGUUAGAUCUUGGGAUUAUAUACCUUCCGGAGCUCCUGUUUGUGAAUACGUAGGAGAACUUAUGAAGACAGAUGACAUCGACACUGCUACUGAAAAUAAUUAUAUUUUUGACAUUGAUUGCCUACAAACAAUGAAGGGGCUUGAUGGGAGAGAGAGACGCAUGCGAGAUGUAUCUUUGCCAACAUAUUUGGAAAGAGAUGAUAAGACAUCUGACAGCGUGCCAGAAUUCUGCAUUGAUGCGGGUUCCACCGGAAAUGUUGCCAGGUUUAUCAAUCAUAGCUGUCAACCAAACCUUUUUGUGCAAUGUGUCUUGAGCACCCACCAUGAUAUUAAACUAGCUCGGGUGAUGCUAGUUGCUGCGGACAAUAUACCGCCACUAAAGGAGCUUUCGUACGACUAUGGCUAUGCACUUGAUAGUGUCAUGGAUCCUGAUGGUAGGAUAAGGCAAAUGACAUGCUAUUGUGGUGCACCAGGUUGUCGGAAGCGCUUGUUCUAG
This is a messenger RNA of Ilex paraguariensis (yerba mate), 678 nucleotides long. Lineage: Eukaryota; Viridiplantae; Streptophyta; Magnoliopsida; Aquifoliales; Aquifoliaceae. The record is from the annotation of a GenBank genome assembly.